Adelges cooleyi (spruce gall adelgid) is the source of this 1344-nucleotide messenger RNA. RefSeq names its product protein mago nashi homolog (gene mago). Gene Ontology annotation, biological process: RNA splicing. The record is from RefSeq and is a predicted model, not a curated record. The transcript is spliced from 2 exons. Gene Ontology annotation, cellular component: nucleus; catalytic step 2 spliceosome; exon-exon junction complex. Bases 148 to 591 code for a protein of 147 amino acids. NCBI's taxonomy places the organism in Eukaryota, Metazoa, Arthropoda, Insecta, Hemiptera, Adelgidae.
GUUCAGGCCGCCGCACGCGGUUGUUUAGUGUUUACGCUACACACGAAAACGUCGGCCAACGAAAAUAUUUAAUCGCGAUAGUUUUAAUUGCUAAGUAAUAUUGAUUGAAGUUAAAAAUUGAAAUAUAGUUUUCAGCCAAACUAAAAAAUGUCCGGAGAAUUCUAUUUGCGUUACUACAUUGGUCACAAAGGAAAAUUUGGUCACGAGUUUUUGGAAUUCGAGUUCAGGCCUGAUGGUAAACUUCGCUACGCCAACAAUUCUAACUACAAAAAUGACACCAUGAUCCGCAAAGAAGUUUACGUUCAUCAACCUGUUAUCGAUGAGCUCAAACGUAUUGUCUCGGACUCGGAAAUCAUGCACGAAGACGACGCUUUAUGGCCGCCUCCUGAUCGAGUUGGAAGACAAGAAUUAGAAAUUGUCAUAGAUGAUGAACAUAUAUCUUUCACUACAUCUAAGACCGGAUCUCUGUUAGACGUCAAUACGUCAAAAGAUCCAGAAGGUUUAAGAACGUUUUAUUAUUUAGUACAAGAUUUAAAAUGUUUUGUGUUUUCUUUAAUCUCGUUACACUUUAAAAUCAAACCAAUUUCAUAAUGAGAUGGUUUUAAGUAAAUUGCGCUAAACUUCUUGUAAAUAACAACUACAUUCAAUUAAACAUUUUAAAAAUUAACUAUUUUCUUAUAUCGGAAAGUACAAUAUUGCCUGUAAAAUUGUUAGUGAUCAAUAAGUUUGUAUUUUUUGUUCUACAUAAUAAUGUAUACGUUUAUCACAACGAUUAUUACAUGUUAAUUUUACACUGACUAAAAAUAUUUUAAAAAAUAGAACAACAUUAUAUGGACUCCAAAAACUUAAAUUGUAUUUGUAAUAAUUCUUUAUAAAGUUUUCAAUAUAUUUUUAGUGUUUUUUUUUAUGAUUAUUUAAAAAAAUACAAGUACUAAAUAACAAAUUGUAACUGCAUUUAUUGAUUCUAGCUGUUAUAAUGAUACCUGUUAUAAGUAUGGUCAUGUUUUUAUGACCAUAUGUUUUUAAUGACAUCUAUAACAGCCUUGAAAGUCAAACAAAUUGGGUAUUAUGAUUUUAUUUGUAUUAAUCUCCCUUAAUAGUACACAAAUAUGAUUGAAAUGUAUAUUUUUUUUAUUGAUUUGUACAAUGGGUCAUAAGGUAAACAUACCACUGUCUAGCACAUAAUAUUAUAAUAUACGAAAAGGCAGGUAUAAAUCAAAGUGUUAGUAUCAGCCAAAAUGUGUGCUGUACUCAUGAAUAUUUUGUAAAAUUAUUUAUUACAGUUUUGCAUUUUUAUGGGUUUUGUAUGUUGGAAAUAUUAAUAAAAUUAGUUUUAAACAUAUA